This is a messenger RNA of Lasiosphaeria miniovina, 1845 nucleotides long. RefSeq lists its product as uncharacterized. The record is from RefSeq and is a predicted model, not a curated record. The coding region runs from base 1 to 1845 and encodes 614 amino acids. The transcript has 3 exons. NCBI's taxonomy places the organism in Eukaryota, Fungi, Ascomycota, Sordariomycetes, Sordariales, Lasiosphaeriaceae.
AUGUCUGUUGAGCUCGCCCUCGGAAUUGUUGCAACCGUAGACCUGUGCUUCAAAUAUGGAAAGGAGCUGAGGGACGUCUGCUCAACUUUCAAGCAUGCAGACGCGCAAAUAUCGGAGCGCGUGCUUCGCCUCGAAAAUGGCUGGCUCCGCAUCACGCACCAGCUCAACUUUUUGCGGCGCGUCUCGGACAUGAUGGACGAUGACCACCGCAAGGUCUACGACCAGACUCUCCAAAUGUUCCUCAGCAAACUGCAGAUCGUCACGUCCAUGCUCAAGGACAUGCAUGUCGAGAAGCGACCGAGUGCCGGCACCUUUGGGCCUGAACGCGACACCUUUGACACAUGCUACAAGACGCGCCGCUUCAAAUACGCCCGCAAGAAGGAAAGUCUUGAUAAGGCCAUCGAGGAGCUCGAGACGUGGCAGCGAACAGCGGACCUGUCUUGGUUUCUUCUCAUGUUGAUCGCGAAUCCCAAAGUCGAUAGCGCCCUGGCCACACCGGAAGACGAAGACAACGCCUCCUUAUCCAGCACCGCCGUUUCCAUCCCAUCGACGGUGACGAUCCGAGCUGGGCUUGACGACAGGUUUUCUCUAGCAAGCAGCACUGCUACUAACUUAGGACUGGCCUUGCCGCCCGAGGAGCUACGGAAGAUGUACGUCUCGCCAAUCUCGUACUGUGAUGCCACGUUACUGGCGCGCCGCUAUAGCUCCACGGGCGACGUGACUUUGUACCUGCUGAACCGGAUCGAAUGCCAGCCGCUGUCCAAGUACCGCAUCAUCAAGAAGGACACGCGCGACCUAGCGCGCAAGCUACAGCACGACGAGCCGCACACGUUUGGUCUGCUCAGCUGCAAGGGGUUCGUGACGGAGACUACAGCUGACGCUGCUGCCGCCGCCAGUGCUGCUGGUCCAGAAUCGGGAUUACCUCAAGGGUCUGGCUCCGGGUUCACAAUGCUGCCCACCCACGACAUCACCUUCACCAUGGUAUUCCGCGCGCCUCCCGGCAGCGGCGCAGCCAGACCCUGCACCCUGCGCGAGAAGCUGACCAGCACGCCCGCGCCGGACUCCCUCACUGACCGCUUCGAGAUCGCGCGCGGGUUGGCCAAGGCAGUCGGGUACGUGCACACGUUCGGGUUCGUGCAUAAGAGCGUACGGCCCGAGUCGGUCAUCUGCUUUGACACCAAAAUCUCUGAGCCCAUGUCGGAGAAGGACUAUACAAGCGGGGCGCGGCAGUCUGUGUUCCUGGUUGGCUUUGAGAACUUCCGCAGAGACGAAGGACAGACCCACCGCAAGGGUGACGACGCUACUCACAAGAAUUUGUACCGUCACCCGUCACGGCAGGGUGCCAGCCCGCGCGAACACUACGUCAUGCAGCACGACAUCUAUAGCCUUGGCGUAUGCCUGCUUGAGGUCGGGCUGUGGACCAGUUUCGUCAAAUAUCCUGCCCCCCCCAGCUCUGCUGUAGACGCCGCAGAGACGGGACGAAUAGCGACAAGACCGAAAGUGUUUGCAGGGACGGGAAUACCGGAUGAAAUGGCAUUACCUCGCCUCUCCAGCGCUGUGUUUGGAGGCAUAAAGCUGCCUUCGCGGACACUUGAAGAGCCGCAAGCUGCGGGCCAGUGGCUAAAGGCAUCGGGGAAGGAGUUCCUGCUAGGGCUUACAAGAGAGCAGCUCCCGCGCUGCAUGGGGACCAGGUACGCUGAGAUUGUCGAAACGUGUCUAACGUGCCUGGAUGCGGAGAACGCCGACUUUGGAGACGAAAGGGAAUUUGAAGACCAGGACGGCAUUCUUGUUGGAGUGAGAUACAUUGAGAAGGUUGUCCUUCGCUUGAGCAUGCUCAAUGUUUAG